AUGUUCGUUUCGUUAAAAAAACGAAUAGUUUCAACAAGGCAAUCAAUUCGUGCACCCGUAUUUGGUGAACCGAGAGACUUUUGUAAAACGUUACUUCCUUGUGACGUUAUGCGUUAUUUUCUAUUUGUACAAAACGGUCUAAAUGCAGAAAAUGGUGACGUUAAAAACAAAACAGUGGCCGAAAUUGUAGAAAUUGUAGAAAAGGUACAACAAAUUUUGUGUAAAGCUAGCUUGCCAACCAUAUCAAAUCAACAGUGUAUUGCAUUACUUAAAAAAUAUCAGAAACAAUUUAUGGACAUUAAAAAAUCGAUAAAAAGACAAGAGAAGCUGCAAAAAAUAAACUAG
Molecule: messenger RNA, 345 nt
Organism: Psylliodes chrysocephalus
Lineage: Eukaryota; Metazoa; Arthropoda; Insecta; Coleoptera; Chrysomelidae
Source: the annotation of a GenBank genome assembly